ACCACCUGGUACAGGUAAAACAAUGAUUGCAAGAGCAUGUGCCUCUCAAUGUAAUGCUACUUUCUUUUCUAUUAGUGCUGGGUCCUUAGUUUCGAAAUAUCAUGGCGAAGGUGAAAAAUUAGUGAGAUGCUUAUUUGCUGCUGCCAGAUAUUUGCAGCCGUCUGUGAUAUUUAUUGAUGAAAUUGAUUCGAUACUAUCUGCACGUAGCUCUGAAGAACAUGAGGCUAGUAGAAGAAUGAAAACAGAGUUUAUGAUUCAAAUGGAUGGUGUUAGUAAUAUGAAUGGGAAAGAAGAUAGAGUUCUUGUAAUGGGAGCUACAAACAUUCCAACCGAAUUGGAUGAAGCUAUUCUCAGAAGAUUCACCAAGAGAAUAUAUAUACCUCUUCCUGAUCAUGCAGCAAGAGCAUCACUCAUUAAGCAACUUUCACAUGGUCAAAAUAUGAGUUUGAGUGAAACCGAUAUCAACAAGAUUUGUGUAGCCACUGAAGGAUUUUCUGGAAGUGAUCUGACAGCCCUGUGUAAAGAAACGUCAAUGGUUCCUCUGAGAGAAAUAAGUAUGGAUCAACUCAUUUCUAUAGAUGCACGAAAGAUUAGACCAAUCGUGCUCAAGGAUUUCCAAUCUUCUCUCGUGCAUGUUAGACCUUCCACAUCACAAGAUACUAUUAAGAAGUUAGAAAAGUGGAAUGAAAGCUAUGGAACUUUUGCAAAGGGUAUUUAAUGAGUAAACAUAAACCUUCAU
Molecule: messenger RNA, 739 nt
Organism: Naegleria gruberi
Lineage: Eukaryota; Heterolobosea; Eutetramitea; Acrasida; Naegleriidae
Exons: 1
Coding region: 23-718 (231 amino acids)
Cellular component (GO): microtubule cytoskeleton
Molecular function (GO): ATP hydrolysis activity; ATP binding
Source: RefSeq, a predicted model, not a curated record